Eimeria acervulina is the source of this 741-nucleotide messenger RNA. RefSeq lists its product as hypothetical. The record is from RefSeq and is a predicted model, not a curated record. The transcript has a single exon. NCBI's taxonomy places the organism in Eukaryota, Apicomplexa, Conoidasida, Eucoccidiorida, Eimeriidae. The coding region runs from base 1 to 741 and encodes 246 amino acids.
AUGCACACAGACAAGGCAUUGCUUAUAGUAGACCUGCGGGAAGACGGAGCGGCCUUAAAGGAGGUCUUUGAGGGCCUGGGAUCGCUUUUAGAGACGAUCCCAGUGCUGCUGCAGUGGGCAGCAACACCUGGGGUGUCUGCUGAGCUGCUGCUGCUUCUCUCGCGCAUGCAGGCGGUGGUGCUGCUGAACGCGCCCAUGGCAAUAGCGACGCGAGUGAUGCUGCUGCAGCAGCUGCUGCAGCUUGUUGCUGCUGUUGCUGCAGGAACCAUCGACGCUGCUGCUGCUGCUGCUCAGAUACAAACAAAUGCUGCUACGCACGCAGACUGCGCAUGCAAAUCGCAGCACCUUCCCCUCCCUGCUGCUGCUGCUGCUGCUGCACCGGCAGUAACGCCCACUGCUGGAGCGAUAAAAGGCAUCUCAGAAGCAGAAGCAGCAGCGUCAAUACAACCAGCAGCAGAAGCCUGCGACGGUCUAGCAGCAGCAGCAGCAGCAGUAUCCCAGGCAGCAGCAGCAGCAGCAGGAGGCCUCUCUUCUCCCGAGGUGUAUAUAACCCCCGUAGGAGACGUAUAUUAUCUAAAGCAAUUCAUCUACCCCUCUAACUUGCCUUCUGUUUAUUUGCGUCAGUCUGAGCUGUCUAUAGAGGGCUCCCAGCAGCAGCAGCAGCUGCAGCACUUCCUCAGCAAGUGCCUACCUGCAGCAAUAGAUGCGAACCUACUCCGCUACAGCAAACCCCAACACUAA